AUCUGAUCUGAAUUAUCAUCUGAUGAGCAAGAUGAGUGGAAUUAUACAAUGUCAUAUAUAUAUAUACAUAAUAUGUAGAAGUACAUAUUAGUGCAUGCAUUAGUACACAAGGACUUGUUGUAACUGCUUUGCUUUGAUGAUUUAUCGUUAGUGCUGCAUUUCAGCAAACGAUACAUUCAUGCCAGUUUUCUUCUUAAUAGCCGUUGACGGCGUCGUUGUCAGCUUGUUGACUGUGUGCUGACAACGCGAUGGAGCCUCGAUGGACAAGUGCCGUUGUCGCCUGAAGUGUGCGGCAGCCGGGUCGCUUGUGGUUCAUGCAGUGUUCUUCCUGACCCGUUCCUCCUCGUGAGCCUGUCCACCGGCCGUACCGAAGGCCUGCCGCAACGCCACCUGCCACUACAGCAUCCAACCCCAUAACGGCGUGUUGACCUUUUGCAGUGGAGCGCCUUGUGCAGGACGCCGCGUCCAACCCCGCCAGCAAGAAGAUCCACCUGGUCUUCGAGCCAGUCGCCCCGCGCGCCACGCGCCGCAUGGUGCAGUUCGUCGCCGUUGACGCCGGCGCGACAGUCGCCUUCCCGUGCGCCGUGCACAACGUGUCUGACCGCGCUCCGCUGCCGCACUUCGCCUGGAUGCACAAUAAACGUGUGCUGGCCCACCUCCGCAACGGCCGCCUCAUCAACACCGGCCCCUUCGACCUCCAGCACUCCGUCCAAUCCCGCCCGGCGCCGGCCUCCCCCUUCGCCGACGCCACCGUGACCUUGACCUGGAAGAACGUCACCUGGCCGGCCAGCGGCGACGUGACCUGUGUCCAGCACUGCCUCGGGUCUCCAGGAAUGUUGCCCGUGCUACUAGAGACCGCGGAGGCGCCCUUAUGCGCCAGUCACUACUUCCGGCUGCUUGUCUUCUCCUCCGCCAGCGAACUCUUUGCAGUCCCCAUGUCCGACGUCAGCGUGAAUCGCGGGGCGGACGCCCACAUCAGCUGCGUCGCCCACCGCCUGGAGGGAAACAUGCCGGCGUUUAUUUGGCGCCUCAACGGCCACGUGACCGCCGCCCCCGCCGACCACCCGCUGCAGGCGCUGGCCCGUGCCGUGGUGGACCGACGGAGCCGCUUCCUGCCGGCGGAGCACUUCCCUUUAAGCGGCAUCUCCACGGCGGAGGAUUCCACCAUCGCGUUCUCUACUCCGCGACGGCGACGACAGUCAACAGCUCGCUGACCGUCAGCCGGUUGGACCUGCAUACGUCGGCGCGUGUCGAGUGCUGGGUGCGGCCGGACGACCGACAGGAGGUGUGGCGCCGGCAGACCGCCUCCCUGGACGUUUUGACCACUCCGGCUGGGUAAUGUUUCUUCUCGGGAUAGCCGUUUAUAGAUGUCUGUGGCACGGUGUUGGGUGCUCAAUAUGCAGUGCACACAAUUACAGACUUGUUCUGAUUUUUGCAUUCACAAAUUAUUCAAGUACAGAGAAACACGAUAACCUAAAAUUACGAUUUUUUUCAACACUGACAGAUAAAUAAAUAAAUCUUCAUUAAUUUCUGUCUAAAAAAAUCAGUUAUCUGUCUGAUACUGUAUUCAUAAAUAGGAAAAAACAAA
Molecule: messenger RNA, 1588 nt
Organism: Paramacrobiotus metropolitanus
Lineage: Eukaryota; Metazoa; Tardigrada; Eutardigrada; Parachela; Macrobiotidae
Exons: 2
Coding region: 531-1214 (227 amino acids)
Source: RefSeq, a predicted model, not a curated record